Molecule: messenger RNA, 1111 nt
Organism: Pararge aegeria (speckled wood butterfly)
Lineage: Eukaryota; Metazoa; Arthropoda; Insecta; Lepidoptera; Nymphalidae
Product: WD repeat-containing protein 61-like
Exons: 7
Coding region: 140-1099 (319 amino acids)
Cellular component (GO): Cdc73/Paf1 complex
Molecular function (GO): protein binding
Source: RefSeq, a predicted model, not a curated record
GUCAUCUAGAGAACAACAACAGUUCAAAAUAGAAAAGCGAGUGUUUUCUAAUUUAUUUUAAACUUAUUAAUUUUGUUUUUUAAACAAAAUUGAUAAAUUUUGUAGUGCACACACAUAUAUUGUUUGCAGCGGCUUUGAAAUGGCAGCUAGCGCUGUCUACUCAUUGAUAAGUAAGAAAGAAAAUGCACACGAAGAACCGAUUUACUGUUGUGUAUGGACAACAAUAGUAAAUGAACAGAAUUCAAAGAAUAGUCAAGACUUCUUAGUAACAGGAGGACUCGACAAUCUAGUCAAAGUAUGGUGCUUACAAAAUAAUAGGUUAGAGCUUCUUCACACACUGGACAGCCACUGUAUGGCAGUUGUGUCUGUCGCCGUUAGCCCAGACGGACAUAUAAUUGCCUCAUCAUCUUUAGACACCACCCUAAUGAUUUGGGAACUAACAACUGGCAUCAAAGUGCACGAAAUAGAAAUGGGUGGCACAGAUAUAUGGAAAGUGGCGUUCUCACCGACUGGCACUCAAGUUGUGUCCGGCAGCCACACUGGCAAACUCAGUUUGUAUGGGAUAGUGACAAAUACUGUAGACAGAGUUUUGGAUACUCGGGGAAAGUUUGCAUUGUGUGUUGCUUGGAGUCCAAAUGGAAAAUACAUUGCGAGCGGUGCUGUGGACGGUGCGGUUCACGUGUUCAACGUAGCUCAGGGCAUGCUUGUUCACACAAUACAUGCUCACAAACAGCUCGUGAGAAGCGUCAACUUUUCACCCAACUCUCUUCUGCUUCUCACCGCUUCUAACGAUGGAUUUGUUAAGAUAUUUGAUGUAGCCAGUGGUAGCGAGAAAAGGAACAUCUCGUUCAAGUCGUGGGCAUUGAGCGCGCGUUUCUCUCCCGACGGCACACGUAUCGGAGUGGCGGCCGCCGACGGCUCGGUCUCUGUGUUGAGCGCCUUCGAACUCAAACUGCUGAAGACUUUCCAAGAACACUCUGAUACGGUAUGGGAUCUUCAAUUCAACGUUGAAAGUAAUAAACUGUUGUCCGCGGGAAAAGAUAAAACGUUAAAUAUUUACGAAUGUCCAGUUCCUAAAAAGACUGAAAAUAAAAAAUAAGUAAUUUCUUUU